GAAGUCGCCAGGCCUAGUCCACGGAUCACCGUACGCACAGACCUACCACCGGCUCGGAGCAUCCUAGCGACCAAACCAUACAACUUGCGGAAAGAGAACAACUUAUCUGUAGUGGUUACUGGCACCAAAGUCACACUCUUAAGCAAAGAAAAGAACUCCACAGCUGAAUGGAAGGCCUACAAAGAAUAACUUGGGAUUUUGAUAUUCCCAACAGGCUCCCCAAAACAAUGAAGUCAGGAGUAAUCAUACUGGAAGCAUUCAUCAAAACCAAAUUGCAUCCUUGGAAAGAUAGCGAAAGGGAGGAAGGUGAAAAUAAACUGCGGGUGAACUGGCCGAAAUAUGCUAUAGCCGUUUGCCGUAUUACCAGCAUGACCAGUCAAGAACAAGGUACAUCCUUAUUUAUCAUAAGAAAGAAUAAGACCAGUCCCAAUCCCGAAGGGCGUGUCCAUUCAGAGAUGGUGCUGCUCCAAAGAAUCGAGACAAUGGCAAACUGUGGUAAAAUUCCAGACAAUUCAGAAAUUAAGAUUUUCCUUACAUUUUCGCCAUGUAAAAAGUGUACCGAUGAACUCCUUGGUACCAACCAGCAACCAGGACGCCUACGCGUACUUCGGGAUAGAUUUCGUGUGACGAUCAUCUUCAGUGGUUUAUAUUACUUAAGAUUACCUACUUGCUAUAAGUCAAAAUGCCCGGGUUGGUGGAAGAAGUGUCAGUGCAGACGAGAUGAUGAUGCAUUAAAAAAUCUGAUGGUUCUGGGUGCUUCACCUAUAAAGAAGGAAGACUGGGAUGAGCUGAUAGACCUCCUGAAAAGGUACGACCUCAAGCGGCAGGACACUGACACUUGGCAAACCCUGCAUGAACUUCGCUAUGGAAGUGAGUACAAAAAGUGGCGUGACUGGGAGGACGAUCGGAUGAAGAGAGGCUACGAGAUAAAGCGCUCGGAAUUCUUCCGAAAUGAAGAAUGAAGCGAAAAACAAUUAAAAAAAUAAUUUAUUAUGCAGUAAUUAUUCGGUGCGCAUCAAUAAAGUUUACACUUUGAAAAAGUCCUGGGAAUUGAGAAAUAUACAUCUGGAUCAUUUUUCACAUACAUUCUUGUGUUUGGGUCUCAUUUACCAAAUAAAAGUAAGAAAAAAAAAUUGACAGACUGUUACACUUGAUUGAUCACUGUCCAUUAUUGUAAAACUCGCAGAAAUCGGUUGGCGCAGAAACGCUCAUUUUCACGCUAUGCCAAGAAAAAAAAAAGCGAAAUCAACGUACGCGUACGCGUGCGGUAAAUACAUUUCUCAUGCAUGUCUUUUGCAAAUUGAAAUAAAACGGAUACAUUUAAAUAUUUUUUUUCAACAACUUCGCCACCCAAAUUAACAUUUUAACCCUAGGUAAGCCCAACCCUUUUUUGCCAGCUGGAUCAGAGGACAUGACUGAGUGUAAACAAGAGUUGAUUCAAGCUUCUCCAGCAUUAAUUCACGAAGGUUUUAUAAUUUAAAGUGGGACCAUAUUUUAUUAAAUACUUAGUUUCUCUACAAUUUUCCAAAGCUUGACAAUAAUCAACAAAAUGAAAAUCAAGCCUAAGCCAUUUUAUGUGAAUCACAGCUCCGUGUAAAGCAGAUAUCACAAUUGCCGUGGUGGUGGGGGACAAUGGCACUUUUGGGGCACGCCUUGGGAACAAUUUAGAACAGUAAAAGAUAUCUUCAAAUCAAUCUUCCUAGCUAACACCUACUUUUAUUCAUAUAACUGUUUCCAAGUUCUGCGCAAAUCGUUUUCCACGAACUUUUCAAAAAGUAAGCGGUGCUCACUCAAGCGGAAUGAUUUUCGACAGCUAUAUCGCAAUUUUGCUUAAGGGGAUCUCUACCAAUGUUAAAAUGAGGAAAACAACUUCAGAAUAGUACAAAAUAUAUAAUUUUACAAGAUUAUUUCUAAGUGUACACUUUUUUAUACGCACUGUAUAAUAUUGACUGGCCUCGAGAAGAAUACCAAUAUCGUCUGCAAGAGAAUCAUAUUAGUCAAAGUCAGGCAAUAUUCAAGUCAAUUCAAAUAAAUUAUUCCAUUUUCCACUUUCAAUUUCAUAUUUACAAUUGUGAUAGAAUUGGCAUAGUAAUAUCACAUUUGAAGUACAUACAAAAAAUAAAUAUCAUUCUAAAUUACAAGACAAUCAUCAAAUCGAGAUAUAUAAAUAAUUGAAAGGGAGGGAGGGCCAACUAAGAAGCAGAACUUGUAAAAUUUAGGCCCCCCCCUUAAUGUUGUAAUUACGUGUUUAUAGCAACUGAAUUACUUUUUUUGUAAUAACGAAACGAAA
This is a messenger RNA of Lytechinus variegatus (green sea urchin), 2290 nucleotides long. RefSeq lists its product as uncharacterized. Gene Ontology annotation, molecular function: zinc ion binding; hydrolase activity, acting on carbon-nitrogen (but not peptide) bonds, in cyclic amidines. The transcript is spliced from 2 exons. The record is from RefSeq and is a predicted model, not a curated record. NCBI's taxonomy places the organism in Eukaryota, Metazoa, Echinodermata, Echinoidea, Temnopleuroida, Toxopneustidae. The coding region runs from base 168 to 962 and encodes 264 amino acids.